Messenger RNA from Apus apus (common swift), 8214 nucleotides. RefSeq names its product C3 and PZP like alpha-2-macroglobulin domain containing 8 (gene CPAMD8). The transcript is spliced from 44 exons. The record is from RefSeq and is a predicted model, not a curated record. The coding region runs from base 1 to 5787 and encodes 1928 amino acids. Gene Ontology annotation, molecular function: endopeptidase inhibitor activity; protein binding. Gene Ontology annotation, cellular component: extracellular region. Lineage: Eukaryota; Metazoa; Chordata; Aves; Apodiformes; Apodidae.
AUGGCGGAGGAGCGGGCGGGGAGCCGCAGACAAAGAGCCGGGGCCGGAGCCGAGCGGGCACCGGGGCCAGGAGGGGGCGGCCCGGGGGCGGGGACGCGGCGGGGGCGGCGGCCAGAGGCACCGGGGAGCCGAGCCCGGGAGCGGGGCGGCGGGGGAGCUGGGGCUGCGCUGGCCGGGAACAAAAGGCUCCUGCUGCCCGCCGAGAGCGGCCGUGGCCUGGGGCUCCGGAGCACCAUGUCCCGCAGGGAGCCCGGCUGCUUCUGGGGGGCCCUGCUGACCCUCUGCAGCCUGAGCGCAGCCCAGCCCCGAGACAGGCAGGGCUAUUUGAUUGCAGCACCUUCUGUUUUCCGAUCGGGUGUUGAGGAAGCCGUAAGUGUAACCAUCUUUAACUCUGUCAAGGAGACAACAGUCCAGAUCCAGUUAGUAGUCAAAGGAGAAACUGUGUCACGAGGCCACGGAACAGUUCUGGAUAAAGGAACAAUUAAACUGAAGGUCCCUUCAGGGCUUCGUGGACAAGCCCAUCUAAAAGUCUGGGGCAACAGGCAUCUAGCAGAGGAAGGCUACAUUUUUCACAACUAUACCACAGUGACCAUUGAUAGCAAAGGAUCUUCAGUGUUCAUCCAGACUGACAAACCUGUCUACAAACCCAAACAGAAAGUGUUGAUAAACCUCUUUAUGGUGACUUCUGACCUGAGACCAGUCAAUGACAGGAUUGAGGCUUAUGUGGUGGAUCCUCGGGGCUCUCGGAUGAUCGAGUGGAGCAAUUUGAAGCCAUUUUGUUGUGGUAUUGUCAAUAUGACUUUUCCUUUGUCUGACCAGCCAGUGUUUGGUGAAUGGCUCAUCUUUGCUGAGAUGCAAGGGCACACGUACAACAAAUCCUUUGAAGUGCAGAAAUAUGUGUUGCCAAAGUUUGAGCUGCUAAUUGACCCCCCUCGCUACAUUCGGGACCUUGCACUGUGUGAGAAAGGAACUGUCCAUGCCAGGUACACAUUUGGAAAACCAGUGACAGGAAAGUUAAUUGUCAAUAUGACUAUAAAUGGUGUAGGGUACUACAGGCACGAAGUGGGACACCCUGUCCUCAAGACCACCCAGAUUGAUGGCUCUGCUGUUUUCGAUGUGUGUGUGAAAGACAUGAUGCCAGCUGAUGUUCCAGAGCAUUUUCGAGGCACAGUCAAUAUCUGGGCCACAGUGAUCAGCUCUGAUGGGAGCAAGCAGGUUACAUUUGAUGACUCCACUCCUGUUCAGAAACAGCUGAUUGAUAUCAAGUACUCCAAAGAUACCAGAAAACAGUUCAAACCUGGACUGCCUUACAAAGGAAAGGUAGAAGUCACUUACCCUGAUGGAAGUCCAGCUGACAGAGUCACUAUCCGAAUUAAAGCUGAACUGACCCCAAAGGACAACGUUUAUACGAGUGAACUGGUAUCAAGGAAUGGCCUGGUGGAGUUUGAAAUCCCCUCCAUCCCCACAGCUGCCCAAUACGUCUGGCUGGAGACCAAAGUGACAGCGAUCGAUGGGAAACCUUCUGGGGAUCAGUAUCUGCCAAACUACUUGUCCAUCAGUAGCUGGUACUCGCCCAGCAAGUGUCACAUCCAGCUCCAGGCACCAGAUAAGCCUUUCCAGGUGGGAGAGGAGGCUUGGAUUGCAGUGAAGUCCACAUGUCCUUGCAACUUCACUCUGCAUUAUGAAGUGGCAUCGAGAGGCAACAUUGUCCUUUCAGGACUGCAGCCCAGUAACAUCACCCAGCAGAGGAGCAAAAGAGCUACCUUUCCCUUUGAGAAGAACAUUGAUAUCACACAUUUCCCAGAAACAGCACCUCCCAGUGUCCCUGCAGCAGAGGUUGAAGUCUGCGUGACGUUCCUCCGGUUCCCAGUAGCUCACAACAUGGCGCCCCUGGGCCGCCUCCUGGUCUACUACGUCAGGGAGAACGGAGAAGGGGUCACAGACAGCCUGCAGUUCACUGUGGAGUCCUCCUUUGAAAAUCAGGUUGCUGUGACUCUCUCGGCAAAUGAGACCAGACCUGGUGAUGUUGUGAACGUAAAGGUCAGAGCUGCAAAAUCAAGCUGUGUCUGCAUUGCCACUGUGGAUAAGAGUGUCUAUCUGCUGAAGACAGGUUUCCAGCUGACAGCCAGUCAGGUUUUUCAAGAGCUUGCAGAGUAUGAUGUGUCUGAUGCUUUUGGAGCUCCAAAGGAGGAAGGGCACUUCUGGUGGCCAGGCAUGUCCUCACGUAGACGCCGUAGAUCUUCUGUCUUUCCCUGGCACUGGGACAUCACCAAGGAUGCUCGCUUCGCGUUUACAGAAACUGGCUUGGUUGUGAUGACUGAUCUAGUCAGCUUGAACCACAGGCAGAAUGGAGGCAUGUACACAGAUGAGGCUGUCCCAGCUUUCCAGCCACACACGGGGACGUUGGUGGCUACACUGCAUUCUAAAAUAGCACCAAGCAGAGCAGAGAAGAGGAAAAGAACCUUCUUUCCUGAAACAUGGAUUUGGCACUGCCUCAAUGUCAGCAGUAUCUCAGGAGAAGCGCAGCUGCAAGUGGAAGUGCCAGACUCCAUCACCACGUGGAUAACUGAAGCUGUGGCUCUGUCUGAAGAGAAGGGUCUGGGCAUUGCCAGGCAAACAGAACUGAAGACAUUUAAACCUUUCUUCAUUGACUUCACCCUGCCCUACCACGUCAUCCGGGGAGAACAGACCAAAAUCCCACUGACUGUCUACAACUACUUGGCUGUCUGUGUAGAGGUCCAUGUGAAGAUCUCUGUUCCAAAAGGCAUAAAGUUUGUUGGGCAUCCUGGGAAACACCACCUGACAAGGAAGAAGUGCGUUGCCCCCGGGGAAGCUAAACCCACCUCUAUCGUUUUGUCCUUCAAUGAGCUGGGACUGAGCAACAUCACUGCAAAAGCUUUUGCUUAUGGUGGAACUAGCUGCUGUCAGGAUGGGAUGCAGACCUUAAAGAAUGGCAAGCACUUAGAGGACAAUUACCUGGACAAAAGGACCCCAGUGGGAGUGGAUUAUGUUCGCAGUAGUGUUAUUAUUGAGCCAGAGGGACUGUCCAGAGAAUACACCUAUAGCGUGUUCUUCUGCCCAAAUGAGAAAAUACACAUUUCUACACCUAACAAGUAUGAGUACCAGUACAUGCAGAAACCUGCCCAGAUGACACACUUUGAUGUUGCUGUCAAAGCUCACAAUGAUGCUCACCUGGCCUUGUCCUCUGGCCCUCACGACAUGGCAGAGAUGACUGAGAUUGUUAUUGGUGGACACCAAAAUACUAAAACAUGGAUUUCCACAAGCAAAAUGGGUGAGCCAGUGGUCAGCAGGGACACAGCUGGUAUCCUCUCCUGGGAUGAAUUCCGCAGCUUCUGGAUCAGCUGGAAAAACGGAAUUAUCCAGGUUGGCCAUGGUACUCGGGUGCUAAAUGAGUCUAUUAUUGUGGAGUGGACAGUCCCCAAACACCUUGAGGUGAAGUACAUUGGCUUUUCCACAGGCUGGGGGUCAAUGGGAGAGUUUAAAAUUUGGAGAAAAGAAGAGACUGAUGAAAAUCACAAUGAAGCAUUUACUCUUGGAGUUCCCCACAACAUAAUUCCAGGAUCAGAAAGAGCUACGGCUUCAAUAAUAGGAGAUGUGAUGGGUCCCACGUUGAAUAAUCUGGACAAGCUUUUGAGAUUACCCUUUGGAUGUGGGGAGCAGAACAUGAUCCAUUUUGCUCCCAAUGUUUUUGUCCUGAAAUAUCUGCAGAAAACCAAACAACUCAGUCAUGAGGUGGAGAGUGAAGCUACUGAUUACCUUGUUCAAGGCUACCAGCGCCAGCUGACCUACAAGAGGCAGGACGGGUCCUACAGCGCGUUUGGUGAGCGGGACUCCUCGGGGAGCAUGUGGCUAACAGCUUUUGUCCUCAAGUCCUUUGCACAGUCUCGUGGGUUUAUUUUCAUUGACCCGAAAGAACUCACAGCUGCCAAAGACUGGAUCAUCCAGCAUCAGAAAGAAGAUGGUUCUUUUCCUGCUAUGGGCAGGAUACUAAACAAGGACAUUCAGGGUGGAAUCCAUGGUAAGAUCUCCCUGACAGCUUAUGUGGUUGCAUCUCUUCUGGAAACAGGUGUCACUUCUGAGGAGGAAAGAUCAGCUGUUGAGAAAGCCAAGCACUUCUUAGAGUCCAACUUGUACUCAGCAGAAGACCCCUACACCACUGCCCUGACUGCCUACGCCCUGACGCUGCUGCACAGCCCCUCGGCCGCCGGGGCGCUGCGCAGGGUGAACAGCAUGGCUAUCACACAAGAUGGCUUCACACACUGGAGCCUGACAGGAACUCUUGUCACUGAUGAAGACACCUUCAUGGGAUUUAAUGAUGGUCUCUCUCAAUCAGUUGUUUCUGCAGAAGUGGAGAUGACAUCUUAUGCCCUUUUGACAUACACACUCCUAGGAGACGUGGCCUCUGCUCUCCCAGUAGUAAAAUGGCUUUCACAGCAGAGAAAUGCACUUGGAGGCUUCUCAUCUACUCAGGAUACCUGUGUAGCCCUGCAGGCUCUGGCUGAGUAUGCUAUCUUGUCUUAUGUUGGAGGAGUCAACCUUACCAUUUCCUUGGCUUCUACUAAUCUGGAUUACCAGGAGACAUUUGAGCUUAACAAGAUGAAUAAAAAAGUCCUCCAGACUGCAGUGAUUCCCAGUAUUCCGACGGGGCUGUUUGUGAGUGCCAAAGGUGAAGGCUGCUGUCUGAUGCAGAUCGAUGUCACUUACAAUGUACCUGAUCCUAUUGCCAAACCAGCUUUCCAGCUCCUGGUUAACCUGAAGGAGCCCAAGUCAGAGCAGCAUCUUCCAGCUCCACAUCUGCCACGGUCUGUGUCUCCGGACGAGAACCGCUCGGAAGCCCUGCACAGGGAGAGGGCACUGGGGGAUGAUGAUGACCCAGCUUCAGAUCAGGACCAUCGGGAAUACAAAGUCAUCCUGGAGACCUGCACUAGAUGGCUGCACUCUGGAUCUUCUAACAUGGCUGUCUUGGAAGUCCCACUGUUCUCAGGCUUUCGUGCAGAUAUUGAGAGCCUAGAGCAGUUAUUGAUGAACAAGCAAAUUGGAUUAAAAAGAUAUGAAGUGGAUGGAAGAAAAGUCCUGUUUUAUUUUGAUGAGAUUCCCAGCCAGUGCAUGACCUGUGUCAAGUUUCAAGCUUUCCGAGAGCAUAUUGUUGGGAAGACAGCUCCAGUUCCUAUCAAAGUGUAUGAUUACUAUGAGCCAGCUUUUGAAGCAACUCGUUUCUACAAUGUGAGUGAGAACAGCCCCUUGGCUCGGGAGCUCUGUGAUGGGCCAACGUGCAACGAGGUGGAAAGCUCAGCCAGCCAGUGGGUUGGCUUUGUUCACUCUGGACCAUGCAAUAACAUCUUUGGCUGCUUGGAGGAUGAGUAUUUUGAGCAGUGCAUGUGCUCAAGAGACUGUGGCUAUGAUGGGGAGCCUGUUUGUGGAUCAGAUGGACACAUUUACCCCAACCAUUGCCAGAUGGAAGUAGCAUCGUGCAGGAACAACACAAGGAUAGAACAGAUGCCCAUGUCUCAAUGUUCUGCCUCCAAGAAUUUGCCAGAAGAAAGGGAGACACAUUCCCACCCAGCUGAGCAACCCAGUGUUCAACAAACUCCAGCAGCAGAGGAAGGGCCUCCACUACAGACAGAUCUGUCCUACUACUCCUAUGAGUAUGACCCAGACCCCUACGUGUCAGAAGCUGAUGUUUUUGAGGUUGUGGCAGAACUGACAACAACAAGCACGUUGAAAGAAGUGGACAAGAUUCAGGAAGUAGUGACCACAGUAGAAUGAAAUAUAUAAUUUAAAUAAAGAGAAGAGGCUCAGAAUCAACUCCUGUAUGAGUUUGUUCCUACAGAAGACCUGCUGCAGAACAGAAACUGAAUGAUGACUACUUCCUGAAGCACUCAGAACUGUAGGCUUUGCUGCCCCAUGGGGGGGGAUCUGGAGCACUAAGGGGGACACUCAGCAUUAUUUUUCUGUCAAUUUUCCUGCCUUUUGUGCAUCUUCUUUGGAGUACUUCCAAGGAUGGGUGACCAAUAUGCUGUGCCCUCUAGGUGAGAAAAAUAGGGGCUGGAAUUCAAACCUAUAGAUCAUUUCCAAGUGUUUUCUCUACUACCAGGAUAUUGCAAAUGCCAUUUCCUAGCUACAUUUAGGAGCUAAGUCCAGGCCUUGUGCUUAGCUGAACUGCUGUUUGAGGAAAGAUGGCUGAGAAGUUUUUUUCUCUUCAAUUAUAAUAAUAAAAAUCAGUGUGUUUUGCUAAUUAUGACAUAGCAAGAGGCUGAUCGUCUUCCCCAGCCUGUAAGUCUACUACACCCACAACAUUGUCCCACAAAAGAAGAACUUCCCUAGUGGCUCUGUGGUCAGGGAAGUUGUGGGGAGAUACAAUUUUACAAGAGAACACUGAAGUCCAGUGUCAGGGCUGAAAGACUUGGCUGUGGAUUCAGGUGGGGAGUUUGCCAGGAGCAGCUGGGACAAGGAUUAAGUGGGUGAACCCUCUUCAUGCUGCACUUUGUGCUAGUAAGGGCUGCUUGCAGCCUUCUCAGUCCCUCUCCUCCUUGCAACCCUGGCAUGAAAAAAAAGCUGACCCAAGGGCCCAGGCCUUUUAAAUCCUUCCCUGACUUCACCAAACACUUUCCUGCCUUUCCCACUAGGAUCCCUAUGCAAUGGUUGUUCUGGAUAUGAUGGUUAUAUAGACCCUGGCUCUGCUGGCCAGUACAAAUCCCUGGACUCCCUUACACUGACCUGCCCCAAGCAAUGUGGUAAAACUAAAAACAAAAGCUUUGUGUUUCCAAAAGUUCAGGAGCCAAGAUUUUUUGGUUUCCCUUCCUGCCUGGAGCAGCAUUGUUCUCUUUAGAGGAGUUAGAUGCCAUUGCCUGUUGCAAAAUAGUGUUAAUAUUUUAUCUUCCCACUUCUAUUGUUACCAGGACCCAGAGUGGGGUGGAAACUCCUUUUGAGGGUGUUUAUUGGUGAAUGGAAACAGGAAAAAGCCCAGCUCCAUUCAUUUUUAGGGCUUGUUUACACAGGAACCAUGACAAGAAUACAUCCCAGUAUAGACAUUCCAUUCCAGAAUAAAGGCAAUUUUAUUCCAGAAAAAUGUCCACAUGGAGACAAAACAGGAGAUAUCCCAGAAGCUGGGCAUAUGAAGUUUCCAAUGUUUUUUUGUCUGAGGCCAGUUAUUUGCAGAAUGUAGUUGACAUGAUGAAGGUCUGAGUCCUGAAAUUCCCAGGAAUUUCAGAACUGCUUUGCUGGCCAGUUUCCAAGCCUUCCUUCGUGGCUGCCCUGAGCUCAACGUGGCUGCUGCCCAUAUGUACCCACUGCUGCCCAGCAGAGGGUUUUGCCAUGUCUCUCCAGUGUUCAGGAACAGCCCCUGUCCUCUCUGGGGCUGCAUUCCUGUCUGGCAGGUAAAUAAAUGCCUUUAAACUAAAUUCCAUCUCCUGUAAGCAACUGGCCUGGCAGACACUGGCUAUUGUGUACACACACAGGACUGAGUCAAUAUUUAUCCCUUGGGUAAAUAACAGACCUAGUUUGAGCUGCAACAAGAGUUUUGGGGUGUUUGUUUUUUUUCCUUUUCUAAAUAUCAAAGCUGCAUAAUGCAAACCCUGCUGUUUACUGGUCCCAGCCUCAGCUGUUUAGUGCUUUGAGUCUGGGAGAAUGAGACAUUUAGUCACCCUGAUCAUAUCUGUGGGAGUAGCUUCUCACAGAAGAUGGGACCUGUGUUCUGGAUUCUCCAGUCUCCUGUCCUCUGCCCCUUUCUGGCUUUAGUUCCCUUGUCUGAUCUGUGGUGUAAUUCUGGAGAGAUAUUUGAAGUCAUUUUCUAUUCCUUGGUCCUCUCAGAUCCUUGGGCAGUCAGACAGCAUCACCACUGGGGACAAAGAGAUGAAGGUAGGGAGUUUCAGCCCAAUAUUAAACCUGACUUUCUUCAUUUUCCUCAGGCUCUGGUACAUGCAAUGUGCUAACUCCAGAUGCAGACAUUGCUGCCAGCUAAAUAAUUCCUCUGGUGGUGCCAGCCCAACAAUCAUGGCCUUGUCCUUUGGGCUCUGUAUGUGCCAGGGCACUCACCUGGUUGAGGCAGAGGAAUCUUGCUUCUAUUCUACAACUAGAAGAAAAGCCAGAGAGACCUGGACCACUCAGAAGGCAAAGACAGAGCAGCCUUAGACAGACCAGGACAGAGUGCAUGAGAUUUCUGUGCCAGGGUUUCUGGAUCUAGAGCCUCCCUUC